ACUCGGAAGGGCGGCCUCACGGUUGUUUUGUCCCUCAGUCAGGAAGAGGCGGAGGAGGCUGCGGUGGCAGCAGCAGCAGCAGCAGCUUUGGCUCGGCUCUGCUUCUCCGGGUUGCUGCCGACGGGCUUCCCGGUGGUGUCGCUCGCUCGACGGGCCCGGCUUUCGAGGCUUUAAGCGGGCGGGGCGAUGCAGCCUCCGGGCCCCCAGCAGCCCCCACGGCCCCCGCCGCCGCCCCUUUACGCGCCCAACAACGGGGACUUCACUUUCGUCUCUUCUGCCGACGCCGAAGGUAAGAAUUGGGGGGGUCUUGCAGUGGGAAGGGAAAGGGCGCCCCUUCCUCCAGCGCCCCUUCCCGGAGCUGCGUCAGGGGCGGCAGCCGCAUACCCGGGGCUGCCAUGCUGAAUAAGCGGGUGCCGUCGGGCUUCUUUCUGCUGUUUGGGUGUGGGAAUGUGAUCCAGUGCAAAUGCUCCGCCUUGUGGCCCCCGCCACAGGGUUUGCGUGGCAAAAGGCACCUGCGUGCAGGUGGGGAGUGUUUGACCCGCUUAAAAAAAGAAGCAGAUGCAGAUGGCGAGGGAGCUUUCUGGUGGUGGUACAUGCAAGCUUUUGAAUGGCAAAUGAAUGGAGGGCUAAAUAAAAUAGGUAUGUGAGAUCGACAGGCCACCCUCAUCUUCCAGGCUUCUUCGUUUUACCUGCUUUUGGUAGCCUCACCCUGCACACAGGGUUGUCUGGAGGGGGCAAAUCCUGGCAUGGAAACUUGUGCUUUGGGAAUGACCAGUUUUGUGCUGGGGAGAAAUGGAUUAGGUGUGCGUGGACGACUAUAUUGCAGCACAUUUCACACAUCCUGUCUUUUCUGAGAAGGCCGACUUCUGUGUUUUCAAGAACCACUGUGCUAUUUAGACAGUGGUCUGCCAAAUUCUUUGGUGCCCAGAUAGCACUAUGAUGCGUAUCUGAUUUAGCUGCCCACAUCAACCUGCUUUGUUGAUUGGGAUUAUUGUGGCACAGUAGGCAGUACAGUCCUGACAGGGGUCCUUAAGCAGAAAAAACCAAUAUGCAGUGCAUGCCCUUUGUUGGGUUGGGGGGGAAAUGUUAGAUCCUGGAUAAUUCAAUGAUCUCUUAUAAUAAUAUUUUCUAUAAUUUUGGUAUAUUCUACUUUUGUGGAAUAUAUGUAUUGAAACUCAUGCAUAAUCACCUAUUCUGUAACAAGGAAACUGUAUUUUUGGUAGCUUUCUCAUAAAUGUGUCAUUUUCCCUGUCAAGAUCUGAGUGGUUCAAUAGCCUCUGCAGAUGUGAAGCUCAACCUUGGUGGAGGAAAUGGGGAAUUUAUCAAAGAAUCUACUGCAACUACAUUCCUGAGGCAGAGAGGAUAUGGCUGGCUUUUGGAAGUAGAAGAUGAUGACCCUGAAGAUAAUAAACCUCUUUUGUAAGUAACAUUACUCUGAGAGUCUUAGUUUAAUUUUGUAUUUGAAGCGGUUACUUGCUUUAGGUCAGUAUUGUGUGUGAAUGGUGAACAAGGAUGCAAUAGGACAAUCAUUAACUCUUCAUUAACUACAGACCCUUGAAUAAAGUGUAGAAACAGAUUAUUUGUGUCUCAUUCAAGAGAUUUUUUUUAGCAUUAUAAGUAAAGGUAAGAAUUAAAGACAAUUCAUCACUGUUCAUAGUGGACACAUUCUCUCGUUACACUAAACUGUAGUUUACCGUGAUGUGCAUGAGCAGGAAUAAGCAGCAAUGAAUGUUUGGCUUCUGCACUCCCCUCUCCUCUUCUUCUUGGCUGGGAAAAGGACUUCAGAAGUUCUUGCUUUUCCAUAACUAUGAUUUGCCAUGUUCUGUGAGGAAGAAACUGUGCCUAACUCUAAUCUGCCUUAAUUUCAAAGAAGCCAACUUCAAAAUGUAGCUGAAGGUGGCUUGUUAAAUCUAACAAUAAUUUUACACUUUUGCCUCUGUCUUAAUGAAAGCAACUCUGUUUUUGUUAGCACCAUGGUUGUGGGCUGUUUGUUUGUUGCCUUGCCUCCUUAGGUUUCCUGCUGCAGUCUUCUUUCCUGAGGGCUAAGAGCAGAGUAAGGAGUCAAUAGGUUCUUAUCCUGAGAUUGGUAAUGAUAAAGGGCAGACUAGAAAUGUAUUAGAAAGUAAUAACUAUGGGGCAAAUCUAGCUGUCAGGAACAUAUAAUAAGCCUUGUUACUAUUUGUCUUGCUGUUACAGAAAAGUGGCAUUGCUUCCAUUUGUUCAGUGAUAGCUGAGGUUGUCGUGGGCAGAGAGCAAUUUCUUUUUACUUUUCAUGUUGUGAUUUAUAUGUUUUCAUUUCAGAAGCUGGCUAGAAUGCAAAUAUAUAAAAAUAUUCAUUAUAUAUAUAAUUAAAUACAAAACAUAAUACAGCUAUAAUAAUCUUAAUAAACCUAAACCAAAACAUAUAUUCUCAAUAGUUCAUAUGAACAUGUAUGAAUAUUCUAUAAAUCUUUGAGCUACUUUGUUUUCUGGUGCUUAAAUAAUUUCAGAAGCAUAUUUUGAAAGUUGUAUUUUUUUAUAUAACUUUAGGGAGGAGCUAGACAUUGAUCUGAAGGACAUAUACUACAAAAUCCGAUGUGUCUUGAUGCCGAUGCCUUCUCUUGGAUUUAACAGACAAGUAGUAAGAGAUAAUCCUGACUUCUGGGGCCCUCUAGCAGUUGUCCUGUUCUUCUCAAUGAUCUCAUUAUAUGGACAAUUCAAGGUGUGUAAAGGCCUUUAUCUUAAAUAACAAUAAAGGUAGCUGAGUUAUCACAUGGUCUUAGGCAAGUGUCCAUUGAAAAGCAUUUUUCUUUUGUCAUGAUCUGAAAUAAAUGCACAGUUCUUAUAAACAUAGAAUUCUAGAAUUGGUAGGAUCCUGAGCAUCAUCUAGUUUAGCCCCCUGCAAUGCAGGAAUUCUGCCCACAGGCGUCCCUGGGUGGGCUUGAACCACCAACCUUCUGGUUAACAGCCAGACACACUGACCCAUUGUGCCACAGUAUGUUUUGUACAACUUGACAUAUAACCAGAGGUAAAUUGUUCUGGAAAAGAAUGUUGGAAUGCUAUUCCUCCCUUGCUUUCCUUCCCCUAGUGGUUCUUUAUCUAGCCAUGCAGUCCUGUGCAUGCAACCAUAGGGACAUCAUUGAGGGCAAAAACUCCUGAACACUCAGAAUUCUAGCCAACAGAUAGAGUCAGAUGUGAAUGCAAUAUUCCAGACUGAAGAAUUAAGUGAUCUUUUGAACACACUAAGUCAGAAAAGAAAUGAGCAACCCUUAUUCACCACCCCCAUUUUGGGUGCAAUUAUUCCAGUGCACAAAGGUGGGGCUUCUCUUUAUUUGUAAUUUAAAAGCUCUACAAGGAAUUGCAGUAGAGCUCUGAUGACUAUUGCCAUCCUUCCUUCACACAGUGCUUCUGAGAAUUACAUCAGUGUAUUUUCAGAGGCGCUCUAGGGAGGAAGGAAUGAAGAAACAGCAACCGUAACUCUGUUUCUGUUGCUACAUAGCUCUGGAGUACCAGCACCACCCAAGGAAAGCUUAUAACAUUUAACACUUUCUAAUUUUGAAAAAAGACAUAAAGGGCAGAGCAUGAUAAAGGUGUAUAAAUGGUGUAUAGGAUUGGAAGAACAGAGAGAUAAAUUUGUCUGUUUUGAUAAGUAGAAACCAGGGCCACCCAAUGAAGCUGAAUAUUGGAAGAUUCAGGAAAUACUACUCCACACAAUGCAUAGUUGAACUAUGGAAUACACAACCACAAGUUGCAGUAAUACUUUAAAAGUGGACUAGACAAACUCAUGGAGGAAAAGGCUAUCCAUGGCCAUUAGUCAUGAUGGCUGUAUCCAACCUCCAGUAUCAGAGGUGGCAUUCCUCCAAAUACCAGCUGCUGAGGAACAUGAGUGGGGAUAGUUAUGUUGUGGUCAUGUAUAACAUAUAGGUUUUCCCUAGACAUCUGGUUGGCCACUGUGAGAACAGGAUGCUAGAUGAGAUGUGAGCUGGGUCUGAUCCAGUGGGGUUCAUAUGUUUAGCUGCAGCUUUUAUACCAUAAGAAAAAUCAGGAACCCCUGAUGCCACAAUGGUAAACCUUCUUCCUUCAAUGGUUGCAAAAGAGGGGAAUACCUGCUAAUAACUUAAAGAAGUUAGCUGAGCUGUGUUCUUUCAAAAUUAGUUGUUCUUGAUGAAAGAAGAUAGAGUAUUGACGUGACUCUUUUAAACAUUUCUUAAGGUGGUAUCAUGGAUUAUAACUAUUUGGAUAUUUGGAUCCUUGACAAUAUUCCUGUUGGCCAGGGUUCUCGGAGGCGAGGUAAGAACCUUGUGAUAGUGAACUUGGUCACUGAACGUCAAACAUGAAUUACCUCAAAAUUGGUUCUAACCAUUUGCGUUUUCAGUGUUACAUUGCUUAAUAAUUUCUGAUCUGAGACUCCUUUAAAAUAGUACUUGGUCACUAUUAUUUACAUUUUAACAUUAAUACAGCAACCUAGAAUGCAGAAUAGAGAAGGGAUUUGAUUCUUUCCACAGGGGGCUUAUAACUGACUUUUGGCUGAUAAGGUGGCAAAAGGGAUUGACUGAAGAUUUAUGAGGUGGAAUAACAGUGCAGAUAAUGUGAUAGGUCAGAAAAGGACUGGAUUAAGGAUGGAGAAAGUGUUGGGAAUAAAAGCAACACCUGGAGGAUCAGAGGUUCCCCAUCUCUAGACAAGCUGAAGAAGAGGGUUUGGGGGAGUUGCCAUAUAACAAAAUGUUGACCUCUUGGGCUCAGGUUGAGCAGUAAUCUGAAUCUCUUGUUGAAGCUGAUAUAUUACUGGAAGGAAGUUGGUAACUUUGUUUAUUUCAAAUUUGCAGGUUGCAUAUGGCCAAGUUCUCGGCGUGAUUGGAUAUUCUUUACUUCCUCUUAUUGUAAUAGCACCUGUACUUCUGGUGGUUGGAUCAUUUGAUGUUGUUUCUACUCUAAUAAAAGUAAGUUCACUAUUUUGUUUGGCAGAAUGGCACAGCUGACUGAAAAAUAUGCCAGUUCAUUUUUCUACAGUUUAUAAGCAAUAAAUAUUUUCUUUACUUGGAAGUGGAACCAUGACUACUCAGCUAGUCCAUAUCAGUAAAGCAUUGUUUGGAAUCCUUUAUGGCAGAUUAGCAACAGAUUAGGGUGCUUAAGUUUUAUAUAUAAGAUGCCCAUGAGUAUUGGAGUUCAGGUUUUGUUCUGUUCAUAUUUUGUUACCUUGUAAUAGUAUAUGCAAAACAGAUUCUGAAUUUUGUUGGUCUGUUACCCUAUAGCAUGCCCGUUCAACUCCUAAGAGAGGCAUUGCCAUUGAGGACUGACCAGAGAUGUUGAGCUUUUUGGGGGGAGAAUUGACCAGAAUUGUUGAGCUUCUUUAGGGGGGCAUUCACCACAGUUGAUAAGCUUUUUUUUAAGGGGGAAUGACAUAAAUCGCUCACCUCAAACUCCCCCGCUAACAAACACACACACUGCUAAAUCUUUGUAUUCCCCAUCGCCAACAUAAAACGCUAAACACCACCCAUUUGAUGCUACAGAGGGACAGAGUGAGGGGGGGCGGGGGCGAAGUCAUUCAUUCUGCAGCUUUUUUAAUCCCAUGAUCAAUAAGGAUCCCGCGAUUUACAGGGAACACCAGGGGAUCUACCUGUCAAUUGCGGUCGACCAGUUGAAUAUGUUUGCCCUAUAGCAAUUCAAAAACACUGUGAUUUGUCUUGCAUAUUUUGCAUAUUUUGCCAUUUAUGUGGCUUGUAAACUGCCUUCAGUACAGUAAUGUGGAAGGACAAUAUUCAAAAAUUUAAAUAUUAGAGGAACUUUAUUUACAAUAUUGCUGCCAUCCACAGGAUGGCACCAUUCCAGUGAGCAAUUAUUUCAUCUGAUGUAGAAGAUCACAUGACACUGCAACUUUCACAUUAGCUGUGUAAGCUCACAGAUUUUCUAAUGCUGCUUUCUUAAUUGAAUGGGACAGCUGGCUGAAGCACCCAUGUGAACUGAUCUGUCAUUUCAGUCACUAAAAGGCAACAAGAAAAACAACUUGGAAUGCCUUUGUGAAUAGUUUCUUGGCUCCACUGAUUUUCAAUAGGCCUUGAUUUUUAAGUCCUGUGCUUGGUCACAACUGGUUCUGCUUGUUCUAGAUAUAAAUAUUGGGAGAGUUUGAGGGGGUUUCAUGCUAUGAUAACAUUUCAUUUUCUUGUUUUUCUCAGCUUUUUGGAGUAUUUUGGGCUGCAUACAGUGCUGCUUCGUUAUUAGUUGGAGAAGAAUUUAAGACCAAGAAGCCCCUCCUAAUCUACCCCAUCUUCUUAUUGUACAUCUAUUUUUUGUCCUUAUAUACUGGGGUGUGACUGCAGUGUUGGCUUUGGACAGGAACAAUGUCUUAGCUUGCCAUGAGGACUGAUGAAAUGUUGCCUGAUUGAAAAUACAAAUGACUGUGUCAUAUCUGGCUGUCAAGGUUUUAGUGGUAAUCCAACUAUAUCUGUGUAUAUUAUUUAAGCAGUUUUAGUUACAUUAGAGAUUUAUAACAGAGUUUUAGGUUGAAGACUUAUUAGAUUUUUAUUGAACAAAGUAAGGACAUUGUGUUUAUAGCCUGAAAUUUCAGAAUAACAGUUUGUUACUUGUGCCAAAUGCACAAGGACCAUAUGAUUAGUACAUUAAAUUGAAGUGGAAUUCUGAUUACUGUUAAUAGUUCAUUUCUUACUUUCAACACAACAUAUUCUGUAGAUAUAUUUAUGAAUCAGUCCUGAUUGUUCAGACUAGCCUGUAACCAAGACAUGACCCUUAAUGUGGUGCCUUGCACACUCUUGAUUUGGCCAUUACAAAUUCUGACUCUUAAAAGUGUUUUAUGUGCAUCCGUAUGUAGGUUUAGGUUAUUUCCUUGUUGAAGGAAGGUUAUAGAUGCAUAACAAUUUGAGCAUCCAAAUGUUUGAAUUAGUCACUGUUUCUUGAUAAAAUUGUAUGUAUGCCAUAGAACAUUUUUACAGUGUUGAUUUGGAAAUCUUUAUCAUAGUGGUGAUAAAUGGGGAGAAAGGUUUAAAUAAAUCUUAUGGUUCUGAACCAAAUCUUAUAAUGGAAUAAACAGUGCUUCUCCAAAACUGUACUUGUUUUUAUAACACCUUGUUUUGCUGGUUUGACCUAUUACUGUUCAGAGUGGGGUAAUGUACUACUUUUUAUGGUAAAAUGGCACUCCUUAAUAUGAGAUGAUACCUGAUGAAGAAUGGCAGCAGUUAGACUUUGAUUAGUAACAGAAUUAAACUUGUGUUUUGAUGACCAGGAUAAUUUUUGACUUGGCUUAAGAAUAUUAUGGAAAUGGCUGUUUAAUAUUGGCCCAAGAUUAACUUUUCCCCACCAAGAAAACUUGAAAUUAUAGUCUUAACUACAAGGACUUUCUUAAUAUGAUUUAGCAUUUCCAAAGUACACCCUUGGUCCAUGCCACCUAUGGAGCUCUGUGCCCAUAAGCAGACUAAUUAUGUGUAUCACCUGCUGGAUUGGGAACCCCAGGCACUAUUCAGAUGCACAUCUGAAUAGGGAUGCUUUUAGCACAUGUAUGCCUUUGAAUCAGAUUCAGCUUUGGAUGCAUAUCCCCACCCACAUUCUUAGGUAAGCCGUCAUGUGCUAGUAGCUGAUGUCGGUUGUUACUCAUACUUGGAGUAGCCCGAUUGAAAUCAAUGGAUAUUGAAUCCAUUGGUUUCAAUAGAUCUGCUCUGAGUUACUUGGUUGGACGUUGCCCAGUGUCUUCUCCCCCUUUUUAAAAGAAAUGAGCUGGAUCAGAGCCCUUGACAAUUAAAAAAUGAACCUUGCAAAACUGCUAGUAUAUUACCAAAUUGUUUCCUUGGUUACAAAAAUAACAAAAAAGGAGACUAAUUUAGCAGCCGAUCAGCCUAAAAUGUCUUUAAACUGGGUUCAGUUUAAGUAACUCUUGAAGUAUUCUGUUUAAAUCGAAUUUAAACAAAUUAAACAACUGAGCAAGUUUCUAGUCUGAAUCUUGCACUAAACCAUGGCUUAUUGAACCAUGACAGUGUGUUAUGUGUGAAUUGUGUCUAGCAGCUUAACAAUGGCUUUUAGUGGCUUUUUGUUGGCUUACAAACCUUGCUUUCUUUUAAACAUGGAUUGGCAUAGUUAACUUUGGUUUGUUUGCCCACUUCACCCCAGAUGCUCACCAAACUGCAAAGGCACAAGGCCAAGAACAGCUGGAAAAUAAAUCACUUGGAGAAACAAUCCAUAGUUUGAUCACCUUUAGGAAAAAUUGUGGUUAACCUCUUUGUUAGGCAAACCAUAUGAAGCAAGCCACUAUGUAUGAAUCACUUUGCCUGUAGGCUGUGUUCAUUAUUCAGCUAGGCCCAAAUUAUUACUGAAAAAAUAACUCCUGGGUUAAUUCCUAGUUUGUAUGUACUGUGUUAAUUAUGUCAAGAAUGUAUUCUAUAAUGAGUACUUUAUUGAGAUGUUGCUAAAGGUUUAGCCCUUAAUCUAAAAUAUUACCUAAUUUCAGUAGAUUGUAACUUUAGUAGAGUCACUUCCUAUAUUAGAAUUUUCUAUGUUCCAAUUUUCUCAAGUUGCUUUUGCAACUCACCCCAUCAGCAGAACCAAGAACAUGGGAAGGCUUUUAUGAAAGCUUCAUAGGUGCCUUCCAUGAAGAUGUUUAUGUAAGAAUCUAAGAAUAACUUGACGUACCUAAUUAAUAGAAUGACCCAUGUAUAAGUGAUACAUCUAAUUAUAAAUUUUCUGAAAGUAUAUGCUAAUAGUUCCAAUUAGCAUAUGCUCACCUCAGUAAUCCUGUGGUGACAGUUCUUUUUAGAACCAUGUAUGAUUAAAUGGCCUAGCGACAAUCAAUUGAUGUUUUUUAUGAGAACCGUAUAUACAAAUGGAAGUACAAAAAAUAUUGCUGCUGUUUAAAAUGUCAAUACUAACAUUGCAAGUUUUAAUGACAAUUUUAAUUACUAAUAUUGGAGCCCAAGGACAAGGACUGAAGUUCAUUUUUCUAGUUUACAGUACAUGGAAUAUACAGUACAGGGAAUAUGCAGUUCAGAACAACAGUAUGACACUCUUGACUAAUGGGGAAAGAUAAAAUGCAAUAGCCCAGUCUUUUUGAACUCACGUAAGAACAGUAACAUAGACUUGGUAUAAUAUCUAGCUCCUAAAAGCUGUUGCUGCUGCGUUCUUAAACUUGUACCCUAGAAGACGUAGUGUGAUAUCCAACUAAGUUAGUAAUAUCCAUCAAUUUCAAUGGGUCUGUUCUAGGUAUGGCUAACAUUGAAUACUGCGCUCAGUUUGGAUUAAAGUGUAUAUUUGUAGUGUGUAUUUGGAUUUAACAUCAGUUUGUAUACACAUGAGCAGAAUCGCAUAAUGUUUCAAAAGAUAUUUCACCUCUGCAUAUGCUAUGCAAAGAAAUGGUUGGGUUAUUUAAUGGUUCUAACAGUUUAUAACAAAUGAACCUUUUUCGUUACAUUUGAUUACUAUUUUUAGGCUAGGCAUAUAUGUAAAUACAGUAAAUGUAUUUUAUAAAAUUUGGAAUUAAACUUGUUUGCAC
Messenger RNA from Podarcis lilfordi (Lilford's wall lizard), 9469 nucleotides. The record is from the annotation of a GenBank genome assembly. Lineage: Eukaryota; Metazoa; Chordata; Lepidosauria; Squamata; Lacertidae.